Molecule: messenger RNA, 2062 nt
Organism: Ornithodoros turicata
Lineage: Eukaryota; Metazoa; Arthropoda; Arachnida; Ixodida; Argasidae
Exons: 11
Coding region: 642-2033 (463 amino acids)
Source: RefSeq, a predicted model, not a curated record
ACAACCGCAUUUUAGAGCAGAGAUCUGUACAUUUGAGAAAAAAGAGUGAUGACAAAACCAACAAGGUAACGUUGUCUUUUGAAAUUGCAAGAGCAUCAGUCCCCAACGCAUGUGUUCCUACAUUGUACAAGAAGGUUACAAUGCCAGGCCGCUUCUUUCUCCAGAGCAAUUCAAGGGACAACACGUGCUUGUUGCAUGAUGACAGUGUUGUUGUGAUUAGCGGGGUGGCAUUGAGUAGUGUGACAAAUGAACUCUGCAUUAUUGGGAGGAAAUUUCGACAUGUCGAAGACCUGUACUCCUACCCAUGUGCAUCAUCAGUUUUGGACAUCCAUGUGGUUUCACACCUGUCAAGAAUCAGUGUUUGGUCAUUGUCACAAGUGAGAAUGAAGUGCAUGAAACUCCCAGUCGGGACAAAUCGGCAUGCAGUGUUUCCUUUACCUCACACGGGGCCGUAGUUAAGUAGCUUCUGUCAGUUGGUGCAACACGAUUUCUUUGUAGUCUUGUUAUGCCCUGGGGGCUAUGCAGUCCUUCUGUUGUCUUCAGUUUUAUGUUCACAAUGCUUCAGAACUCCCCAUCUUGCAUUUGUGCUGAUCACAUGUUUUCUGCAUCAAAACAUCACUUCUUUGUCAUGUUACUUUUAUAUGCUGCAUUUGCAUGUCACAUUGUGUAAUGGUCUGUUGAAGUAUCUUGAUUGUUUACCAGGGGAGCGAGUUGCCUUGUAUGCCAUUGUAAAGUUUUUGGACGACAGUGUGGCAGUGGUGCCAUGCACAUGGCUUGCAGACGACGGCUGCUUUUGGCCACCCCCAAAAGACCAGAAGAAAGUAAGUCUGCUUGUGCGUAAGCUCAAGGAACCACAGCCCACCUGGAAGCUGCUGCCGUGCAAGGUCCUGGAGAGAUAUGCAACCUAUGAUUCGGCACGUGCAGGGCUGCGUCUUGCAGAAGAGACAUCUGAUCUGAAUCCUGAUAUUCAAUAUGGACGUGGCAAGCGGCGACGAAUAAGUACAAUCUACACUGACAGCGAAGAGUCCUUGCCACCCACUCCACCCAGACCUAAAUGCCUAUCAUACACAGAGAGAAAAGGACGAGCUAGGGACGCUGAACAUCUGUCUGCAACAGACCUCUCCCAGCCGAAGCCAGCUUCUGACCAGUACAACAGUCCUUCUCAUCCUCAGCAAUUACCGGUCAGCUCAAGGAAUGAUCUUGUUCCCGCUCACUUGGUGGUGACUGAGAUACCGUCGUCCAGCCUAAGUCAACUGCCUAGAAAUGGCAUUGAGCAAGAGCGAACCGUCUAUGGAGGGCAGGAUUUGCAGGAUGAGAGAAGUGGAACAUUCAGCCAUUCCAGCACUGACAGUGAUGAUUAUCUCAUUCCGCAAGCAAGGUCUCAACGUUUGGAGUCCCAGACCGAUCAGCGCAAGACUGGGGCCAGAGCUGGCACUGAUGACCAUUAUGUAAUUCCACAUGGAAGCUCUCAAUAUUUGAAGCCCCAUGCCCAACAACAAACAGAGAGUGCUAAACGAGCUACGCAUGUGAAACGUGCCCAACUGUGUCAGCCUGUUGUAGCGGGCUCGUUACGUGAUACUCAUGUAGUGAAACAGCGCCAUGCAACUGCCAGUGACAUUGACUACCAGUAUGUGCCGUCAGGAGCCGAUUGUUCCACAACAGGUUUUGAGAAAAAAGUCCUGCGCUCCCUCCAAAUGAUCACGCUUCGCCUUCUUGAGCACACAGAGCAGCUUGAUGCGAUUGUUUCAUUCCUGCAGAAACCAAGGGAUUUGCAUGAGGGUGAUGCUAUUACAGAGCCCUUCUCUGACAUCCAGGCUUUUCUGUCAUUCGACCAAGACCUCCAUCGGUCAUCAGAAAAGAGGGAGCAGCUGGUCCGAUACAUAAUUAAUAUUGGAGGAAGCAGCAACGGCGAUAAAGCCAGAAGAAUCUUGUGCAAGCUGAUGACGGAUGAGGUCGCCACGCAGUUCAGUUGGAAGGGGGCGAGUGGAAAGAACAGCUUCAAGUCGUUGGAGUGUCAGCGUUAUCUGCCGUGAGUAGCAUGCAGAGAAAUCCCAAGAAUGGC